GCGCACGGGAUUGUUAAGACGCACGAGCCACACAUGAGCAAAAGGAAGAGAAACAAUAAACGCAAAGUGGACUUUUUUACGCGGAGUUUUUACACAGGUGACCAGCAUCACGAGCCUAUACUCUCCAACUAGAGACGACUAGCCUACUUUCUCCAAGGUUUAGAACGGUGACUCAACCAACUGCAGGUUUCACUCACAGCCCACAACAUUUGCUGGAGGAGCCGCACAUCCACCUACACUUUCAGACUACUGCCCAGGCUGAGUGCUUAUCUUAUUGGGUCUGGCCUAUCAAGGGAUGUCAGGAAGGUGUGGCGCAUUGGGGAUCUGCUCCAGAGGCAUUUACAGUUGCAACUGGAAGCACUCCAGUGAAAGGAGGCGAAGAUGUGCUUGCUGUUGGUUCUCAUUUGUGGGUCUGGCCACCCUGCUCUCCUUGGCCUGGCUGUUUAUCUGGAUGGCCCUAUACAACUCUCGUGAUGACAUGAAUGUGAAGGUAUUUGAGAAGAUGAAGGAGUGGAUAAACUGGUUUAUGGUGAUAGUCAUCAUAUCUGCUGUGCUUGCCAUUUAUAGUCUUCUUCUGCUGUUAUUUGCACUUUUCCAAUAUGUCUUAAAGGAACCCUUGGACUUGCACUGUGUGCAUAAGGUGUUUCUGUCUGUUGGUGUUCUAAUAGUCUUGGCUGGGGUAAUGGCGAUCAGCCUGAGGUGGAAAGAAGAGUGGCCCACAGUCCCUGUGUUUCUUCAGGCCACAGCCCCCUUUCUCCAGCUGGGCGCAGUGGGGGCUUUGACCUUUCUCAGCUGGCUGGUGUUCAAGACGUACUCCAGAGCUCGCAGGAGUGCAUCCAGGGUCCUCAUCAUGCUGGCCUGGGCAGUCGUCUCCCUCGUGGUGUUCCUCUGCCCUCUCCUCAUCCAUGACUUCUCACCCUGCGUGCUGGAGGAGCUUCCCCCUAAACCGGCAUUGGUUGGACACCGGGGCGCGCCAAUGUUGGCCCCUGAGAACACCAUGAUGUCGUUCAAGCGGAGUCUGGAGUGCAAUGUGACUGCAUUUGAGACAGACGUCUUGCUCAGUAAGGAUGGUCAUCCCUUCCUGAUGCAUGACAACCACUCACUUAGGAGGACAACCAAUGUAGAGAAGAUAUUUCCACGACAGGAGAAGGACAGCUCAAAUAACUUCACCUGGAGUGAAAUACGACGCUUGAAUGCAGGACAAGGUUUUUUGGAUUUACAGAACGAUCCACUGCAGAGGACUCCUUCUCUGUCUGACACAGAGUGGUCGGAUGUCAGAAAUCAGAGUGUGCCAUCCUUUCAUGAACUUCUAGACUUGGCCAAAGAACACAAUGUCUCAAUCAUCUUUGACCUCAAAAAUGAAACGCCCAGCAGUAAUGAUGCAAACUACACAGUGCAGACCAUCCUGGCAUCAGGCAUUGCACAAAACCUGAUUUGGUGGCUUCCACCUGUGCACAGAGCAGAUGUUAAGAGAAUGGCUCCAGGCUUCCGCCAGGUCUACGGCAGUCUACCUGCCUUGAGAAAUGACAGUGGAAGUCAUCUGAAUGUGAAAUACAACCAUUUAAGUACAAAAGAAAUGAGAGAGCUGCGGAACAAGAAUGUGUCAGUGAACCUGUGGGUGGUGAAUGAGCGGUGGCUGUUCUCCCUGGCGUGGUGUUCCGGUGCCAGCUCUGUGACCACCAACGCAUGCCACAUUUUCAAUGACAUGGCCCGGCCAGACUGGACGCUGGAGCCAAUGCUAUAUAGGAUGAUCUGGAUUUCUGCUGACCUGGUGUCGUUACUUGUGAUGUUUGGGUUGUUUCUCCUUCAAAGGGAAAAGAGAGCGAAAAAAAGGGCAAGGCGACAGAUUUUCGGCGUGGAACCAGAGAGAACUGUCCCCCUUCUUGCCAUCUGAGUAAUUCAACCGUGAACACAUUCCUGUGGUUUCACCAGCCUUUACUUCUGUUCACUGCUCUCCGUCAUGCUCCCGAGGGAGGGAGUCAGGUGCCUGAGAUGGUAGCAACACUGUGACCCCAAUGGACCCCCAACAGUGGGUGUAGACCAAACUACACUUGAAUUCUGAAUGUAGAAUACAUGGAAACAAGAAUCUAUCUUAAACAGAUGUAGGAGUUUUUACUCUAAAUACAAUGUGUGUGUGUGUGUGUGUGUGUGUGUGUGCGCGCGCGUGCGUGCGUGCGUGUGCAUGUGUGUGGCUCACAUGAAAAUAUUUACUUUUUAAAUGAAAAGGACCAAUUACUGUGUUGUAUAAUUUUCAUGAAAGAAUACAUGAACUCUUUCAAGGCACUGUUUAUAAAUAUCAAGUACAGGGUAUCACAGUGAUACCUUUGAUAUGCAUUGGAUGUGUAUUUAGUAUUAGCAUGGGUUACAGUAAAAUGGAUGAGAAUGGGUCUGUUGUCAAAUUUCAAAUUGGUAAUUGAAAGACCAGUGACAGUGAUUGAAACAGUAGGAUGUUAAUAUGUUGGUUUUAAUUAUGUAAUCAUUUCAUGAACACAUUUCAAGCGUUUAAAAUAGGAUAUGAAUUAAUAUACCGUUUAAGCUGUAGCAUUUUGGUGUAUGAUGUAAGAUGUAUUGGAGUUGGGUGCACAGUAUUCUCCUUUUUUAAAAUAAAUUUUAAAUGUUUUAA
Sardina pilchardus (European sardine) is the source of this 2623-nucleotide messenger RNA. It is a transcript of the gene gdpd2, whose product is annotated as glycerophosphodiester phosphodiesterase domain containing 2. The coding region runs from base 296 to 1894 and encodes 532 amino acids. Gene Ontology annotation, biological process: lipid metabolic process. Gene Ontology annotation, molecular function: glycerophosphodiester phosphodiesterase activity. The transcript is spliced from 15 exons. Gene Ontology annotation, cellular component: plasma membrane. The record is from RefSeq and is a predicted model, not a curated record. Lineage: Eukaryota; Metazoa; Chordata; Actinopteri; Clupeiformes; Clupeidae.